Messenger RNA from Hypoxylon trugodes, 1813 nucleotides. RefSeq names its product acetyl-CoA synthetase-like protein. The transcript has a single exon. Gene Ontology annotation, molecular function: medium-chain fatty acid-CoA ligase activity. Gene Ontology annotation, biological process: fatty acid metabolic process. The record is from RefSeq and is a predicted model, not a curated record. Lineage: Eukaryota; Fungi; Ascomycota; Sordariomycetes; Xylariales; Hypoxylaceae. The coding region runs from base 258 to 1772 and encodes 504 amino acids.
CUCGUUAUCACAAAGCCAAAGAAUUAACCCAGGACCAAAAAUGGCCAAUUGAGUAAGUGAUUACCAACGCCGCUUCGCUCUUGUGAAACUCCGGACCAGAUAUCUUGCGCUCCAAGGUUGGGUGAGGUAGGUGGUGGGAUCUGAUAUGCAAGUCCUUAUUACCAUACCGUAACUUUACGCGCUUUGCCUGCCCUUGCCCCCCUCGAAUCACUUCCUCGGAUGUUGGGAAUGGGAGUGUCCUGGCCUGGGUCAUCAUCAUGACUCCUAUUUUCCCGUCUUCUCUAUUAAAUGCUUUCAAAGCUACACCGACUAUACCAGCUUUCGAACACGGCUCACGAGUGGUCACACGAGGUCAGGUCCUAGACCUUGUUUCUCGAUAUGUUGGGGGACUAUCUGCCAUCGAUUCCAGCUUAGGACCCGGCGACAGUAUCGCGAUAUACACCGGCGUUACGCCUGAGGGCUUCGCAGUUCAAGUGGCAGCACAUGUUCUAGGCCUCCGGGUUGUUAGCUUGAAGCCUGGUAUAGCUACAUCAGAACUACCCACAGUCGUCGCCGAUACGAAGGUCCUUAUCAUUGAUGAAACAACUCGUGCUGAGAUCGAAUCAGCCCCGUCACUAGCGCCUUCAGUAAUCCGAGUGGAAUCUUUAUCCGGAGAUACUGCUAUUCUUACACCCCAAGGACGCCCACAUGAUGUCGCUUUGGUUUUAUAUACUAGUGGUACUACAGGCGGGCCAAAAGGGGUCGAAUACACAUAUGAAGCGAUGACUGCUUCCUGGGUAUGGCAACGUUCCGCUUGGGAUGCUAGCACAGAGUGCAUGGGCGCUAAAUAUGAACGUUUCAUGCUCUUCGGCACUCUCGCUAGUACCGUCAUGUUCGAACAUCUAGGUCUAUGCCUCACGGGCGGGGGGACGGCAGUGAUACCAAACACACCAUUGCCUCUCCUCAAGUUUCCGGAUGUACUCGCCGAACUACGAAUAUCUGCGGUACUUUUUACCGUACCGCGAUUGUACCAUGUACUUGAGGUGCUCAAAUCGAACACUUCCGACUUCGAUUUAAGUCAUCUUCGGUCUAUUGUCGUCUCGGGCUCGACGGUACCGCCACAAAAGCUAAGGGGUGCGAUAGAACGCCUUGGUGAUAUCGUGCAUAACGGUUAUGGCAUGUCGGAAACAGGUCUGGUGUGCUUACUCUCUUCCGCAGACGUCGCAGCAUACCCCGAAGCCGCCAGUUCCGUUGGACGUCCUUGGACGGGUGUUGAAAUUCAAGUACGCGAUGAUAAUGGGGUUAAAGUUCCCCUCGGCACGGUCGGACAUGUGUGGGUAUGGUGCCCCAGCGCAUUUAGGAGUUAUACAAAUGAAGACUCGUCUGCUGUGUUGGAUGUGGAGGGCUGGAUAUGGACGCGAGACUUAGGUUCACUUGAUGAAAUGGGCUUCGUAUAUCUAACUGGACGAGCGCGGGAUAUUGUUAUCAUCAAUGCCAAUGUGUAUCACGCAGGUGCGAUUGAAAAUGCACUUACGGAGCACCCGGAUGUGGAUUCGGCGUACGUUGUGAGCGUACCGGAUGACAAAAUAGGCGAAGCCGCAGUAGCUUUCCUUUCGAUAACUUUGAAAGGUAGAGCACCGAACCUUGAUGCGCUGAGGGAAUUAGUAAGGAACAAAGUGAGCCCGGCUGCAGUGCCGAUAAGUUUCACGACUGUUGAUUCUGUGCCAAUCGCGCCCAGUGGCAAGCCAGACAAGCAGGCAUUACUAAAGUUGUAUAAUACAAGAGAGAGUUAAAUUCCCAGCAAAAUAAAAUAAAAAUCAAAGAUCAAAACAAA